AUGGCCGACUACUCUGAAUGGCUGGAAGCAACUGUUGGGACAGGGACGCUGGACGGGGCAACUGACCCGGAAACGCUGCGACAAGCCACGGUGUACCAGCAGAGGCGCGACGCCGUGCUGUGCCUUAUUGACUGCCAGCUUGCUAUGUUUCAAGGGGAGAGUUGCCCCAGUGGUCCAGACAACAUUAACCUGGAAGCUGCAAACAAUACUCACGGCGCUAGUUCCAUUCACGCAGUACCGAUCCCAGCUGUUGCCUCGGAACGCUUCGCACAGAAGGCUGCCGUGAUGCAAGCACCGUCAACUGAUGACCUGUUUUGGUUGGACGUGGACAGCAAUGGGGGAGAAGAGACCCUACUGGCAGACAUGGCAGAAGGACGCAAAAAAAGAACGGACUCUGAAAUGACCGGAAACUGCAUUAGCACCCCUUUCCGGGAUGCGGUUGGCGGCGUUCUUGGGCUGUAUCACGACAAAGUGAUAACGAGUGACAAAGACCUUGUUGCUCUGGCCCUCUACAACACAAAUGUGCGACGUAACGUUUAUGGCUUGCCUGGCCUUUACAUUUUUCACCCCUUUGCUUUUCUUAGCGUCCAGUCCGUGCAGGAUUUGGAGGGGCUGGCGGCCGUGGGGGACGUAUCCUCAAAGGCGUAUGAGGAGUUUGAGAAAAACAUUGGACACGCACGGGGAAAGGCAGUCCAUCUGAGUGACGUGUUGUGGGCCGCUCAGAACAUGUUCCUCAGUCUGCACUCAAAUAUGAUUAAGUAUCGUCGGAUCUUUAUCUUUACCAAUGAUGACGCGCCGCACAAGGGUGACGCAUCUGAGAUGGAUCGAUGUUUGGCACGAGUGCGGGAGUUGUAUGAAGCUGAGGUGGCUGUUGAAGUGUUUGCCAUGGGCAAAGACCCCGGCACUAACGCAGAUAAAGUGAGCAUGGGACGUGGGAACGCAGCUUUUUACGCCUUGCACGGGCCAACGUGUGUGGCUGAGGCCCCGCUGCUCAACGGCUUAGGCCAUGCUGAGGACAUGGAGCGUCCCACAGACGGCGUGGGUGUAGGACGGACUUUCAACCACGAGGGUUUUUGGGGCCAGUUGCACUACGGUGCGUUGCAGGGGGUGGAGGGGGGGAUGGAGCCAGGCCGCAUCAGUGCCGUACACGUGACGGGUGGCGUGGAAGCGUUUGAAGACUUACUUCACGCCGUGCGGCGGCGGGUGCACCCGCAGAGGCCGUUUCAGAAUUACACGCUCACCAUUGGCGUAAGCGUGGACGGGUCAUCGGUGCCCACAAUGGCGGUGAGCGUGUACCACCCACUCUUGUCGGCGUCCCCGCAGCGUGCGGAGUGGUUGGACCGCCGCACAAACGCCAUUGUGCCGCGACGGACACAACUCGUCGUGAGGCGGGUGCCUUCUAUUUCCGAUUCCAGUUGUCUGAAGAGGGAGGAGACGGCGCAUAGGACGGCGGGAGGAGCGGAUGCAGAUGGACAUGAGCACCUGGUGCUAACGGAAGAGGAAAGAGAAGAUGAAGGCAUGAAAACCGUUGUGACUUCGGAUCACCUGCUGCACUCCACCGUCGUGGGCGGACGGCGUCUUUUCUUCUCUCCGCAGGAAAGACAACACAUCCUUCUUACUGCGACGGCAGGUGCCGCUGUUGGUUUUUUUAUUCUGUGUUUUAAGCACUCCGAAGACGUUUUGGCGCAUAAACAUGCCAUCUCCAAGUCGUCUUUUCUCCGUCCCAAUCCCCAUGACGGUGGAGAGGCCUCACUUCGUCUGUUUGUUCAACUGACUCGCAUACUUCUGAGACAGAACAAAGUGGCAGUCGCGCAGUAUGUGGCUCGGCAGGGAGCUGUACCGCGACUAGUUGCAUUGGUGCCACCCCCUCCAGCCAUGUCUGUUCCAGCGUGCAGUCUCCCUGUGAAAGGACUUGGCUUGUAUGUUGUGCCAUUGCCGUACGCCGAGGAUCUCCGUGCAGUGCCCUCUUUGCCGUGUUUUAGCCCUGUAACGAUUCCCUCGCAGGAGGACGUGGAUGUGGCAGCACGUGUUGUUUCCUCGCUUUCCGUGUCGUACGACAUCAGCGCGGUACCAAACCCCUCGCUACAGCUGCGGCACCAAACUCUUCAGGAGAUGGCGCUGCAUUUCAUGGCGGCAUCCGGGGUUGCGCAGUCAUCGAGGCCGGGGAAUAGGCCUGGUGUUGUCGCAGAUAUGUCGCUUCCUGACCGUGUGGGGAUGGCGCAGUACGCACCGCUCUUCCAUGAGUUUACCACGAGGCUGCUAGAUCCAUCGUACGACGCAGAUCGUCUCUGUCCACAGCCCAAACGAGGUGGGACAGCCGCCGCAAAAAGAUCCCACGCAAAAAAGUCAGACUGUUGUGAGGGCGACGGGGGUGCUGGCGACGCGGUUAUUCAUCUCGUGGAAACCGCCUUUGAGCAAAACGCUCUGCCAACACUCACAGUAAUGCAGUUGAAGGCUUAUUUGGGUGUCUUGGGCCAAAGUGCUGCAGGAGCGCGACGAAAGGAUGACGUGAUUGAGGUUGUGACGCGUGUGCUGCUGUUGCGGCGACGGGGAGGAGGAGCGUAG
Molecule: messenger RNA, 2565 nt
Organism: Trypanosoma rangeli
Lineage: Eukaryota; Euglenozoa; Kinetoplastea; Trypanosomatida; Trypanosomatidae
Product: putative KU70 protein
Exons: 1
Coding region: 1-2565 (854 amino acids)
Biological process (GO): telomere maintenance; double-strand break repair via nonhomologous end joining; cellular response to gamma radiation
Cellular component (GO): Ku70:Ku80 complex
Molecular function (GO): telomeric repeat DNA binding; double-stranded DNA binding
Source: RefSeq, a predicted model, not a curated record